AUGUCGUCCAGUUUGCCAGCCCUGGCUCCCCGGCUUCCGGGCUGUCCGCCACCGGUAGAUGACAGGACUUACACGAAAGAGCACUCUGAGGACGAGUGGGAGUCUAUGCGCGAAAUCAUCAGGAAAUUAUACAUCAAAGACAAUAGGAAGCUCAACGAGACUAUGGCCAUACUGCAAGCUCGAUAUGGUUUCGCAGCAACAGAACAGAUGUUUAAGAAGCGUCUAAAGAAAUGGAACUUGAGAAAACGAACAUAUCGAAAGGGUCAAACAAAUUCCACAGCUCCCACUCCCGUAACAGAGGUAGACGCCGAGGGGGAAGCAGACGCAGAUACGGAUGCGGAUGCGGAUGCGGAUGUGGAGAUGGGAACGGAAACAAGAGCAGUAACAGAGGAAACAGAGACUCCCAUCGACUACUCUGGUGCAAGCACCGUCGACGAUCAAGGCUCAUCUUCAUCUUCGACAUCACCAGAAGAACUCGCAGACCAGGAUGACACAAGCAUGGCCAUGACCCUGGUGCAACCAUCAAAUACAGGGCCCUAUGCCGACCUCGAGCAAGUCCUCGGCAGCGUCUUCAACUGGAGCCAGUCCAAGCUGGAAUUCCUCCCCAGCAUUUCAGACCCCAUGUCCGCCUACCUAGCAAAUCCAAACUCACCCCCUAUUCAGGACAGCCGCACAAUGUACCGGAUUUUCGAGCUUGUUUUCGAUCUUUGGUAUCACGGCAAGGGCGAUCUGGCCGGGAUGGCUGCACGACGAGGGUUCUACGUGCUUGAGUUCGUUCUAAGCGAGGAUCAUCCCGACCUAAUCUGGCACGUACUAGACACGAUCUUCGAUAUGGUAGACAGGGGGCAUCUGCAGCUCUUGGGCCUAUUCCUGGAUCACGCUACGGUACUUGCGAAACGACAACUCCCCGCCCAACAUCCCCUCCUUCUCAUUCUCCAGCAAUUACGGGAUUGCGAUUUCCAUUCAGAGGAGGGGCGAAGUUACUUGUGCCACUUACUACGCCAAGCUUGGCUACGGAACGUCGAUCUCCUGGGCCAACACAUCGAAACCUCAGAUGCACAUCGGCUUUGGCUUUACGAACAACUAAUAUGGGAUGGGAGGACACGCCUACGCAAGGGAAGUGAUCUGAGGAAACGGCAGGAAGCUAUGUACCAAGCCUUGGAGAGACUGUCGCAAGCGCAAACCCAGACGUCAAAUGUGAUCGAUGCGGAUAGUCUACGAGUCGAAGCACUGCGACUAGAAUUCACACAAAUGGACGUCGGCGACAAAGUCAAGGCUGAAGAGCUUGCCACCAACUUACUCGACAUCACCAGAUCCGACACGGGACCCAAAUCCAACGAUCGAUUCCACGCAUAUGCAUGCAAAAUGCUGGCUCGAGUACAGGAAGAGAAGAGAGAUUGGGUUAUGGCCGAACGAAACCUACAACAUGCCAUCUCUAAGAGAGAGUCAGCGCAUGGCGGCGACAAUAACUUGCGCGUCAUUCGCGACAUGUGGGUUUUGGCGGCACAUUACCAGAAAGCUGGGCGGUUGGAUGAUGCAAACGCCAUUACGACCGAUGCAUUGUCGAGAGCGCAGAGGUUUUUGAGUCAAGGAAUGGAAUGA
Molecule: messenger RNA, 1602 nt
Organism: Fusarium coffeatum
Lineage: Eukaryota; Fungi; Ascomycota; Sordariomycetes; Hypocreales; Nectriaceae
Exons: 2
Coding region: 1-1602 (533 amino acids)
Molecular function (GO): protein binding
Source: RefSeq, a predicted model, not a curated record